UUUAAAAAUUUGCUGUCUUCUGAUUGGCUAACGGACAAACGGAAACGUAUGAACGGAAAGCUAUGAACUUACCUUAGAUACAUUCUCAAUUGGAGAAGGUCAGGCUAAUUAACAAUGUAUUUGAUGUGGGAAAGAAUGUGGAGUUGCUUUUAAAUCUAUCUGAAUGGGCCACUCUUAAAGCUUAUCAAAUUUUGUAUUAGACUAACAUCAGGUUAAAAUUAUUCAAAUUCAUAUUCCUUCGAUUUGUUAUGUAGGUAUUGUAGAUGUGAUGAUGAAUGUCUCACAGUUACCUACCUCAAUAUCUUAUGUCCAGACUUCGCCCCAUAUUUACCCUCUGUAAGCAAAAUGAUUCGAAAUUUUCUUCAGUUCUAGAGGAACACGGUUAUUGUUGCAUGCAAGAUUGUAUUACAUACACUGGUGUUCGGAAUUUGUGUUCUGCUUGAUUUUUGUUAGCGCGGGAGGAUUGACUUGGGUUACGUCAAAAUAUAAAAAUAGCGAUUUUUUAUUUGAAGGCCGCGUCUUUAAUCAUAGUAACGAUGUUUGGAUCCUCGUUAUCAACGCACACAUGAUAUUUAACUUCAGUGCCAGUGCCACUCACAUUUUAGAUAAAAUAGUGAAAUGUCUACCUAUAAGUACGCAACAUUGUUUCUUGCUAGAAACAUUUCCGUUAAUCAAACUCGGACGUUUUUCAGUAACUUAAAGUGUUUAGAUGUUACAAUAAAUAGGGAGAAUGGCGUUGCUUACGUGUUAAUGAAACAUCCACCGGUAAAUACCCUAAAUAUGCAGCUAAUAUCGGAGCUCUCACUUACUUUGAGCAAUUUAGAAAAAUCAAAAUGUCAAGGAAUGAUUUUAUCAUCGAUUUUCGAUAAAGUGUUUUGCAGCGGACUAGACCUAAACGAAUUACUCAAACCGAAACCGGAAAGAGUAAAGGGAUACUUUUCAACAUUCCAAGAGUUGGUCAUACAACUUUACGGCAGCUCUUUCCCAACGGUCGCCGCAAUGACCGGGCACUCGCCUGCCGGAGGUUGCGUUCUGGGUAUGUGCUGUGAAUAUCGUGUAAUGAAGAAAAAUUCGCAAAUUGGUAUACCCGGGUCACGAAUGGGAAUUGCCCUUCCUAGAUAUAUUGUCAAUCUAAUGUCUAGUACAAUCGGUCUUAGAAAUGCCGAACUGAUGUUGACUAAGGGCAAAAUAUUGAACACUGACGAAGCAUUGAAGGUGGGAUUGAUCGACGAAAUCGCCAACGACAGGACUGACGCCAUUCGGAAAGCGGAAGAUUUUCUAAAAGAAUACGAAAUGAUAGCGCCUUUAGCAAGAGGUAUAACUAAACGCAUCAUAAGAAGGUCAAUAAUUGAGGAUGUCAAAAUGAACGGAGCGGCAGACCUUGAAAAUUUUGUAUCGGUGAUCAUGCUGCCUGAAGUACAAGAAAAGCUUGACAUGUAUAUGUACAAUCUGAAGAAUAGAAAAAGAGACUAGAAAGUGCCAAUAAUCACGAACGUGUUGCCAACGCUGUACAGUGUACAAUUGUACAUAGCUAGUUUAUAUUUUACAUCAAUUGGGAAAUUUAAAACAUAAAUCGUAAAAGCAAAGCUGGCCGUUGAUAGUUUUUGUUCCUUGUGUUACUUUUAGUAUAGGCACAGAAUUAAACACUAACCCCACAGUGUUUAAAUCUGUGAUAUAGGUUUUUUUCGUAUAAUGUAUAAUGAAGUUGUGAUUAUGAAUCUGUAGUCUGACAUAUUUUGCACGAGGGACGAGAUACCUACCCGAGGGGAGGGAUUCUUCAAUUUUAAAUGUGCGAUUUGAGUCGGAAUUCGCUAAUUUCCAUGUACUUCGUUUGUUUAAAUGUUGAUCAUUGUAAUUGUAAACAAUGUAAGUUUUUAUUCUGUGUCAACGGAAUUUAUUACACCAAAGAUGAGUCACACAAAUGUUUUAUUACCUGCUUCUAGCCAAACUGGUUCUUUGUUCUAAAACUUGCGUUUAACCUAUAGGUCCUAGAACCAGAAUAUUUCAACUGUAUAAUAAUAAUAAUGAUAUAAAUAUGUAUAUCUUGUGUUUGUCAUUUUCUGUUUUCAUGAUUUCUUAAUUAUCUUAAGACAUUGGAUUUGUUAAAUUGAUGAUAAGGGCACACCGGAAAUUCGCAAUACAUAAUUUCUUUUCAUGAAGCGAUUAAUUAACGAAUCAACAAUAUUGCCAGCAUAACACGCUAUAAUUUCAACAAACGGAUAUGAGACUCAAAAAUUAGCGUAUAACCUGGAGUUUAGUACACUACAUUCUUCUAGAGAACAUCAUCAGGAGUCAGGACCAUCCCAUAAGAAUGCGGAUGUGGUCUUAAUAUAAAGCUUUCAAUCUACGUAAAACAAAUCCCCACACAAGGUAAUGUAAUUAAUUAGUAGGUGAAUUGAGAGAUUAUUUUAUUCAUCUUAGGGCAGAGAUCUUAAAUCUUCUUAAAAUAAAUAGUAACAUAACUGUAUCCAGAGACAGUAUUCGUUCAACAAAUUUAUUAGGAGGUUAAUAUUUCGCCCCUCUAGAGUAUAAUAAUCUAUUAGGAAGCACAUUUAAUUUAGAGCGAUCAUAAGAACUUGUCGCUCAAAUACAACUUGCUGCAGGUGUUUAUAUGAUUCAUUUAAAAUUAGGUUUAGUAAAUGUUGUAGAAAAUGAUGACUAUCAUCAAUCAUCAUGAUCUGUACGCUGCAAACUCCCUCUUUUCGAAUCGCAUUGCACAUGACAUCGAUUUUGAUCUGAUCCGGGUGCAUAGCCACAGCCAUCUUCUAAAAUUAAAAUUCUAACCUUAUUUGUUCAUUGAAUCAUUGUGCAUAUGUAUCAAUUUAAUUAAAUAACUUCUCAAGUACAAAUAAAACGGCAAAA
Messenger RNA from Photinus pyralis (common eastern firefly), 2862 nucleotides. RefSeq names its product enoyl-CoA delta isomerase 1, mitochondrial-like. The coding region runs from base 619 to 1473 and encodes 284 amino acids. The transcript has 4 exons. Gene Ontology annotation, cellular component: mitochondrion. Gene Ontology annotation, biological process: fatty acid beta-oxidation. NCBI's taxonomy places the organism in Eukaryota, Metazoa, Arthropoda, Insecta, Coleoptera, Lampyridae. Gene Ontology annotation, molecular function: enoyl-CoA hydratase activity. The record is from RefSeq and is a predicted model, not a curated record.